Eublepharis macularius is the source of this 1235-nucleotide messenger RNA. RefSeq names its product zinc finger HIT-type containing 6 (gene ZNHIT6). Gene Ontology annotation, biological process: box C/D snoRNP assembly; maturation of LSU-rRNA from tricistronic rRNA transcript (SSU-rRNA, 5.8S rRNA, LSU-rRNA); snoRNA localization. The record is from RefSeq and is a predicted model, not a curated record. The coding region runs from base 19 to 942 and encodes 307 amino acids. Gene Ontology annotation, cellular component: pre-snoRNP complex; nucleus. NCBI's taxonomy places the organism in Eukaryota, Metazoa, Chordata, Lepidosauria, Squamata, Eublepharidae. The transcript is spliced from 11 exons.
CGGCAGGGUGUUGCAGUUAUGGCAGAUGAGAACGGCCGAGAGGCUGUUGAAGCUGUGAAGCGAAAGAUGUCGCUGAAAAGGUGUGAAAUAUGUAAUGAAGGAGAAGCAAAGUAUCGGUGUCCUCGUUGUAUGAAAUAUUCAUGCAGCUUGGUUUGUGUGAAGCAGCAUAAAACUACAUACAACUGUAAUGGAGUCAGAGAAAAAACAGCUUUUGUUUCUGUAAACCAAUUCAGUGACUUAAAUCUUCUAAGUGAUUAUCGGUUUCUGGAAGAUGUGGGAAGAAUGGCUGACCGUGCUUCUCGGGAUGGUGCUUUACAUAGACCAACAAGAAAUAAAUUUGUAAACUUUUUGAGAAACCGAGCCCAGAGAUAUAAAAUCCGCCUGAAAACAUUACCAGUUGGAUUCACGAAGAGACAAGAGAAUUCUACAUACUUCAGCAAUAAGUUCCAGGGGAGAUCCGGGAAAUUACAGGCCAGUCAGCCUGACGUCAAUACCGGGGAAAAAAAGUUUUAUUGGCACUUGAAGCUCGUAUUUCCUCACAGUCAUGCCAAAUUUACAGAAAAAAGGGUGCCAGAUGAUAAACCAUUGUGUGAUGUACUUAAGCGCUAUGUUGAUCCUCAAGAAUCUGAUCCUAUCAUUUGUCAAAGAUUAAAAAUCUACACGAUGUCUCCUCCAUCAGACAUACAGAUUUUAAUGAAAGUUGAUAUGAGACUGCACAACUCCAGCAAGUAUGAAGAAAUGGAUGGCAGCAAAGGCCUUCAAGACAAUUUGAGAGGGAAGGUUGUCAUUGAAUACCCAACUUUGCAUAUAGUAUUGAAAAAAUUCAAGACUGAUAUGGCUGUUCUUGGCUACAGUAAGAAUAAAGAUGCUGAGAAACCCAGUAAAGACUUAUUUAGGGAAAGCUCAUCAGAAGAAGAAGGAGAAAUCCGAGAGAGUUCCUGAAAAAAGAAAUAGAUCACGUAUGGAGAUGGAGCAGCUUUUUCUACACUUGAACUUUGAAGAUAUAUUUAGCGAAUAUAUUUUGAACAUCUACUUUUUUAUAAUUUCUCAUAUCAGAACUCGUAAACAGAAGUAUAUUAAUCCAAACAUGCCUAAUAAAAAUUAAUGUGCUAACUUCAGUUUCUCUGAUAAAAUUUGAGGAUUGUACAGGAUGUAUAUGCCAAGUACUGAACACUUGUACUAGUUUGUAUCUAUAGAAGCUCCCAGUAAAUUUACUUUCUCAGUGUUAGGUUUAA